GUAGCCCCAGUGUCACCUGUCCGUGUCCAUCAGUGCCAGCUGUCAGUGCUCAUCCAUGCCACCUGCCAGUGCCACAUUUCAGUGCCACCUUUCAGUGCCACCUAUCAGUGCCGCCUAUCAGUGUGCAUCAGUACCGCCUAUCAGUGUGCAUCAGUGCCACUUAACAGUGCCAGUCAGUGCCACGUAACAGUGCCAGUCAGUGCCGCCUAUCAGUGCCAUAUAUGAGUGCUGCCUUUCAGUGCCCAUCAGUGAUGCCUGUCAAUGCCCAUCAGUGCCACCUACCAGUGCCUCCUCAUCAGUGUCCAUCAGUGCAGGCUAUCAGUGCCCAUCAGUGCAGCCUCAUUAGCGCACAUCAGUG
Molecule: messenger RNA, 358 nt
Organism: Staurois parvus
Lineage: Eukaryota; Metazoa; Chordata; Amphibia; Anura; Ranidae
Source: the annotation of a GenBank genome assembly